AUGACCACCCAGUACCUCUCCACAACCGAAGGCACCAUCCCUUUCACUUACCCCUCGCUUCCCCCGACCAAGCUCUGCUCCACCUGGUACCGCAUCGUCGGCGACCUCAAAUCCGGCAUCCGGCCCCUCGUAACCCUCCAUGGCGGCCCCGGCGCAAGCCACGCCUACCUCAAGCCGCUCUUCGACGCCCUCUCCACCAACACGGGGCGGCCAAUCGUCUACUACGACCAGAUAGGCACAGGCAAAAGCACGCAUUUCCGGGAAAAGCGGCUGGAUACCUCUUUCUGGACCAUCCCGCUCUUCAUGGCCGAGCUGGAUAACCUCGUCUCGCAUCUCGGGAUAGCGGGGGACUUUGACUUGUACGGACACAGCUGGGGGGCUAUGCUUGCGCUUCCGUAUGCAGUAUGGUCGGAGCGCAAAGCGGUCGGGUUGAAUAAGUUGAUCCUUGCGAGCGGGCCGGCGACCAUGGCGUUGUUUGAGAAGGCAGGACGGGAAUUAUUGGGUAGAUUGCCGGAGGAGGUGCAGAGGACGAUUGAGAAAUAUGAGAAGUCGAAAGAUUACGAGAAUGAGGAAUACAAGGAGGCAAUUGGAGUAUAUUACAAGGCGUACCUGUGCCAGCUUGAGGAGUGGCCGAAGGAGUUGGACGAGGCGAUGGCGUGGCUUGAGAGAGAUGAUACAGUUUAUUUUACUAUGAAUGGGCCGAGCGAGUUGACGGUUGUGGGGAGUUUGAAAACAUACAACACCAUUGAGGAGGCCAAGCGCGUCAAGGUGCCUACCCUGCUCAUCAAUGGUGAAAACGACGAGGUGCAGGAUGAGUGUGUCGAACCGUGGUUUCGGUCCAUUCCCAAGGUGAAAUGGGUUCGGUUGGAUCGUGGCACGCACAUGGUUCACUUGGAGCAGCCUGAGAAAUACGCUGCUCUUGUGUCCGGAUUUCUCGACGACGCGUAA
Messenger RNA from Pseudomassariella vexata, 948 nucleotides. RefSeq names its product Alpha/Beta hydrolase protein. The record is from RefSeq and is a predicted model, not a curated record. Gene Ontology annotation, molecular function: peptidase activity. The transcript has 2 exons. Gene Ontology annotation, biological process: proteolysis. Lineage: Eukaryota; Fungi; Ascomycota; Sordariomycetes; Amphisphaeriales; Pseudomassariaceae. Bases 1 to 948 code for a protein of 315 amino acids.